Molecule: messenger RNA, 2857 nt
Organism: Halichondria panicea
Lineage: Eukaryota; Metazoa; Porifera; Demospongiae; Suberitida; Halichondriidae
Exons: 18
Coding region: 244-2763 (839 amino acids)
Molecular function (GO): protein binding
Source: RefSeq, a predicted model, not a curated record
ACAGCUGCAUGCGUAUGGUUUCGCAUUGAUUGACCACUGUUGACAUUCCUGAACUGUUGUUAGCUACAAAAUGGAGGACGCUGUGAUGGCACAACUGUUGGGGAUGGGAUUUACGAGUGAGGACAUCACUGCCUGUCAGAGGGAGCUCUCAGCUCAGGGUUGCUACAACGGCAGCAGCAAGCCUCCACAGGUCAAAGUUCAACCAGGCGUCUCGUUCUCACUGCACCUCCUCGUGAGGUUGCUAUGGAAACCAAACCAAUGUCGUCAUCCAGUGAUCUGUCCUCCCAAAGUCACGAUAAACCACUCAAAACCAGGUACAUAGUGAACGAGGAUCACAGUCGAGACAAAGAUCGGUUUGCGGCUAAAGAGAGAGAGGAGGCAAUAAAGAGAGCAAAGGUGAUGCGCUUGGCCGACAUCAAAGCAAGGCAACAAGUGAUGCAACAUAUCGAAGAAGAUAGAAAGGCUAAAGAAGCGAAGCUAAAGUCUCCCACACAACCAAGCUCUGUGGCUCGUACCCUACAGGACGCUUCUUCACAGUCAGCUGACAGCCACAUGACCAGGUCACAUGACACUUGCCGGCUUCAGAUACGUCUGCCCGAUGGUCGAGUAUUAAGACAAAGCUUCCCUACAUCCGCUAGUCUUAGUCAAAUUGUUGAGCUUGUUAUGGAGAGCUGUUCCGAUUGUGGGAGUGUGCAACUGAUUCAGCCGUACCCUCAUCGUGAGUUCACUCUCUCUGAGUAUCAAUGCUCUCUCCAGUCACUCAAUCUCUGUCCCUCUGCCUCGCUCGUCGUCGCUAAGCAACCAGCCUCGUUAAAAGUGGACUCCGAACAAUCUGCAACAGAUUCUAACGAACUAAUUGACCAAUCAGAUGACAGUAGUUCUGCUCAAGCUGUCGCAAACCCUCCGAAACAACGAAGAGUUAUGUUCAAUACAACUCAAAGUUCAAAGGGCAAAGGUCAUCGACUGGGAGAUGGCAGUGCUAAUACUAAUGAGCCAAUGGAUAUGGAUGUUGGAGGCGAUAAAGAUGAAGAUGAUGAAGAAGAUAUGGAUCAGGAUGACGAUGACGAUGACGAUGCUAAAGACAAUAAUAUGAAUGUGAAUAUGUUCCCCCUUCGUGGUUUUGGACAGCCUCGUCCUGGGAAACCACACCCACUAGCCAGGGGGGCUAAUCGAGUUGUACCUGGUCGUUUUAUGCCCGCUGGUAUGGGGUUUGGAGGUAUGGGGUUUGGUGGUAUGGGGGGUGGUGGCGAGGGGGGCAAUCGUCUGGGGGGCAAGGAGGCGGUAGUGGACAGUGGCGUACAACAACAGGCAAUACGAAUGAGAGAGGCAGCUCGUAGUGCUGCCAUCAGACGUUCUGAGGCUCCCGCCCCUCACACAUGGCACACUCCUCACACCCUCACACAUCACGGACCACCCUCUCUUGAGGAGCUCUCCACACGAGCACUACUCACACUCAGUAGCAGUUACGGUAUGCCGUCGUGUAGUCGGCUAAGCCCAUUGGUCGCUCGUAGAUUCAUGAGGGCACUAAAGGACAAGAAGAGGCUUAACGUCAAAACACUAGCAGCUUUCCACGGAUGUCCUGUUCAAGUGAUAGAGUUGGACAACUAUAUCUACACUACCAAUGAACUACUACAAGCUCUGUGCUACUUCCCCAGUAUCACGUCACUCAGUUUGGGCUCUUGUUCCAUUAUCACAGACAGAGCCAUCACAUCACUGCUUCCAUACCUUCAUGCACUGACCUCACUCAAUCUCAACGGCUGUAGACAACUGGACGAGGUCAUCUGUCGAGGAAUCAGAAGUUGUACUUUGCUGGAGGUACUAAAGUUAUCGGAGGUGAAGGUGACUGACAGGGGGUUUUCCCUACUCCUGGCCACGCCCCUCACACACCUACAAGUGUUGGACCUUUCCAAGACUCAGAUCACAACUAAAUCACUCCGACUAUUACCAGCAGGAUCACCAAAUCUUGAAUCACUCAACAUUGAAGGAACAACCAUUGAUAACUUCUCUUUGCUGAGUCAGCUUCCUCGACUGCACACACUCAACAUUGCCAACACUCCCGCACACAGUGACGUGGGUACGCUCAUUGGUUGCCGUGGGUUACACAGUCUGAGUCUGGUUGGACUGUGUGUGGAGACAACAGCACUGGAACAACUGAUGUCAGCUCUACAGUUAGAGUCUCUGGUACUACCUGAUCGGAACUACUUCUCUGAUGAUGGGCUCAAAGUUGUGUCAGGGUUUCCGCUGGCCCACCUCAAUCUGAUGGAUUACUGUCAUGUUACGGACCUGGGGAUAUCACAUGUUAGUCACAUGACCUCGCUGCAAGUACUGACUCUGAGUAGAACUAAACUGACAGAUGAAGGAAUGCCGUGUCUAAUGGCAUUGACUGGUCUACAUGAGCUGAGUCUGGACAACACGCUGGUGACUGAUGCUGGAGUCAUGUGCCUCUCGUCUCUCACUCGAUUGGACGUACUCAGCCUCUCAGACACUAAGGUGACCAGUCAGUUUAUCCUGGACGGGUGCCUGGACGCACUGGGCAUGCUCAGUAAGCUCAACCUAAGUCGUACAACGGUGUGUGAUAGUGGGAUGACCAGACUACAGCUGCCCUCUCUCACCAUGCUCAAUGUCAACUGGACCUGUGUGACCGAGAAGACAUCGUUGGAUACACUGCGAAGAGGUUGCCCACUAUUGGAGGUACUGGGGAACAGUAAUAUUGGACAGCCGUUACCAGGGCAACUACCAAUAGAUGGAGAGGACAAUCAGUAAAUGCUAUUUAGCAACAUCUACCAUACAAAAUAUUUUAUCCUGUUGUGUUUCAAUCAUGAUUAUUUGACUGCCAAUGAAAAAUUGAUUUUGAGAA